Letharia columbiana is the source of this 486-nucleotide messenger RNA. RefSeq lists its product as uncharacterized. Bases 1 to 486 code for a protein of 161 amino acids. The record is from RefSeq and is a predicted model, not a curated record. Gene Ontology annotation, molecular function: protein-folding chaperone binding. The transcript has 2 exons. Gene Ontology annotation, cellular component: prefoldin complex; cytoplasm. Lineage: Eukaryota; Fungi; Ascomycota; Lecanoromycetes; Lecanorales; Parmeliaceae. Gene Ontology annotation, biological process: protein folding; chaperone-mediated protein complex assembly.
AUGGAUAUCGAAUUAUCGACUCUGCCUUCAAAGACUAGAUGUCCCACUUACGAUAUGGCAGAAGACCAAAAGAAGCUCCAAGAGCUUUCAGACGCCUAUCAAAAGAUCCAAACAGACCUCCAAACAACCGUCUCCGCCCGCCAGCGCCUCGAGUCCCAACAGCAAGAGAACAAAGGCGUCCAAAAGGUGCACGUUCUCCCCAUACUUUCUACCCCGCUUCCCCGUCCCCGUCCAUCGUCCGCACCACUGACACCCGCGAAGGAAUUCUCCACCCUCCCCUCCACCUCCGCCAUCUACAAGCUCGUCGGCCCGGUCCUCCUGAAACAAGAGCGCAGCGAAGCCGUCAUGGCCGUCGAAGGCCGCCUCGACUUCAUCGAUCGGGAGAUCAAGCGGUUGGAGAAGCAGAUCCAGGAGACGCAGACCGAGAGCGAGAGCAAGAAGAUGGAGGUGUAUCAGUUGCAGACGCAGAUGCAAGGCCAGGAAUAG